AUGAAUAUCAUCAAUCAGCCAGCUAAUUACUUCACCAUGGUACUAAUCAUCAUCAUGAUGGCACGACCGGCGGUCCAGGAGGAGAGGAUUCAUGUGGCCAACAAGCUGAGCAGCAAGAUAUUGAUAGCGCAUUGCCACUCGAAAGACGACGAUCUCGGGGCCCGUGCCAUCCCCCUCGGCGAGGAGAUCAGCUGGAAGUUCGGGGCGACGGCGGGAACACUUUUCUGGUGCAACCUCGCGGUUGAAGAUAAGCGUCUCUCUUUCGUGUCGUACGAUUCGUGGGACGCGAGUAAGGACAGCGAGUAUUGGGAUGUGAGGGAGGAUGGGGUCCAUGGCACGCGAAUGGAUGGUGGUGGGGAAAUUUAUGUGGGUGGAUGGAGGCAAAUUUAUUGA
This is a messenger RNA of Linum tenue, 393 nucleotides long. The record is from the annotation of a GenBank genome assembly. NCBI's taxonomy places the organism in Eukaryota, Viridiplantae, Streptophyta, Magnoliopsida, Malpighiales, Linaceae.